ACUGAGAUAGUGAUGAGUGAGCUUUCUUGGUGGAGACUCGAGAAAAGCAAAGGUAAGAGAGCUACCAAGAACUACCCAUGGCAGCAUUCAUAGGCUUCCCUGCACAAGCUUCCUCUCCUACGGACCAUUCCCAGCCACCACCUUCUUUAUAAACUCUACAGGAGAGUGCACAUGAAGUAAGCUAAGCCUGGAGAGGUAGGCUUGUCUAGAGAGAGAGAGAGAGAGAGCAGCAGCAGCAGCAGCUGCAGCCGGAGGCAGUGACAAAGAUGGUGAAUUGGGUGGAAGCACAGAAGCCCAUCUUGCACUGGCUGGUGCGGGGUGCGGGGCUGCGCCAGCAGACCAUCGAGAUCGAGCCCGGCACUGUCAUCAGCAUGUGGGUUCCCAAGGAGAAGGUCAUGGCCAACAAGAAGAAGGCCACCAACAAAGAAGUAGUUCCUGACCUGAGUAGCGAUGGCAGCAGGGACGAGGAGGAAGACAAGAGGAAGAAGAAGAAGAAGCAGCGAGGCAAAGAGAAGGAGAAGCCAGCGGUGGUACUGGUGCACGGAUUCGCAGCGGAAGGGAUCGUCACGUGGCAGUUCCAGUUCGGGGUGCUGGUGAACCAGUACGAGGUGUACAUCCCCGACCUGUUCUUCUUCGGGGAGUCGACCACCGCCGCCGCCGACCGCUCCCCGGCCUUCCAGGCUGAGUGCCUGGCCGCGGCGCUCGACAAGCUCAGCGUGCGGCGGUGCACCGCCGUGGGGUUCAGCUACGGAGGGAUGGUGGCGUUCAAGAUGGCGGAGCUGCGACCGGACCUGGUGCGCUCGCUGGUCGUCUCCGGCUCCGUCUUCGCCAUGACGGACUCCAUCAGCAGGGCGACGCUGGACCAGCUCGGCUUCGCCUCCUCCUCGGAGCUCCUCAUGCCGGAGUCCAUCAAGGGCCUCAAGGCCCUGCUCUCCGUCUCCAUGCACAAGAAGCUAUGGUUCCCGGACUUCCUCUACAAGGACUACCUCGAGGUGAUGUUUAGCAAUCGGAAGGAGAGGGCAGAACUGCUCGAGGGUUUGGUGAUCAGCAACAAAGAUGCGAAGGUUCCCUCUUUGGAUCAGAGGAUACUCUUGUUGUGGGGAGAGAAUGACAACAUAUUCAACCUAGAGCUUGCCAAGGACAUGAAAGAACAACUGGGCGAGAAGGCCAUAGUACAAAGCAUAAAGAAAGCAGGGCAUCUUCUUCAUGUUGAGAGGCCCUGCGCUUACAAUCGCCACCUCAAGAAAUUCCUCGCACUCGUAAAAGAUGAAGGCACCGAGGAAUGAUCAAGUUCAAAUGUCCUUUAUUCAAUUAUAAGUUUGUGGACCAGCAUUACUAUUUAUUUCUAUCAUUGCAUUGAAUAAACCAUGUUCUUGAGCUUUCCAGUUAUAUUUCAUAAUUAGUUCCAUUGUUAUUCUGUUGACUUGUGAACUUGCUGAACAAACAGCUUAAAGAACUUGUAAUACUAAAGGGGAAUUGGUUUU
This is a messenger RNA of Musa acuminata subsp. malaccensis (wild Malaysian banana), 1484 nucleotides long. RefSeq lists its product as uncharacterized. The record is from RefSeq and is a predicted model, not a curated record. Gene Ontology annotation, molecular function: catalytic activity. NCBI's taxonomy places the organism in Eukaryota, Viridiplantae, Streptophyta, Magnoliopsida, Zingiberales, Musaceae.